AUGCCCCCUGAAAUCAGUAAUAAAGAAGACGAUUCUUCAAUAAUUAUGAGAAAGAAGAGAUGGAAGAAAAAUACUUACCCCAGAAAAGAUGAAGGCCCUGACGCUACCCCUGAAAAUUGCAUUAAAGAAUUAGU
This is a messenger RNA of Racocetra persica, 134 nucleotides long. The record is from the annotation of a GenBank genome assembly. NCBI's taxonomy places the organism in Eukaryota, Fungi, Glomeromycota, Glomeromycetes, Diversisporales, Gigasporaceae.